Messenger RNA from Trichoderma gamsii, 516 nucleotides. Its product is annotated as DNA-directed RNA polymerase II subunit RPB7. The record is from RefSeq and is a predicted model, not a curated record. The transcript has 4 exons. Gene Ontology annotation, cellular component: P-body; RNA polymerase II, core complex. Lineage: Eukaryota; Fungi; Ascomycota; Sordariomycetes; Hypocreales; Hypocreaceae. The coding region runs from base 1 to 516 and encodes 171 amino acids. Gene Ontology annotation, molecular function: single-stranded DNA binding; single-stranded RNA binding; translation initiation factor binding. Gene Ontology annotation, biological process: DNA-templated transcription; positive regulation of translational initiation; positive regulation of nuclear-transcribed mRNA poly(A) tail shortening.
AUGUUUUUCCUAUACAACAUGGAGCGGAGGGUCACCCUGCAUCCGUCCUACUUUGGCCGUAAUAUGCACGACCUUGUGACCAGCAAGCUGCUGAAAGACGUCGAAGGUACCUGCGCCGGCAGCUACUACAUCAUCUCUAUCAUGGACACCUUCGACAUUUCCGAAGGCCGGAUCUUACCGAGCAAUGGUCUCGCAGAGUUUACUGUUGGAUAUCGCGCGGUCGUAUGGCGGCCAUUCAAAGGAGAGACGGUUGAUGCCGUUGUCUACUCCAUCAAUCCACAGGGUUUCUUCGCCCAAGCUGGUCCCCUCAGGCUGUUUGUGUCUGCUCAUCUGAUACCCAGCGACAUCAAAUGGGACCCCAACGCGACACCUCCACAGUUUACUAACAACGAAGACACCGUCAUCGAGCCGGGUACACAUGUGCGUGUCAAGAUUAUCGGUACCCGAACAGAAGUCGGCGAAAUGUGGGCUAUCGGAAGCAUCAAAGAGGAUUAUCUUGGAUGCCUUCAAGAUUAA